Molecule: messenger RNA, 2439 nt
Organism: Pyrgilauda ruficollis (rufous-necked snowfinch)
Lineage: Eukaryota; Metazoa; Chordata; Aves; Passeriformes; Passeridae
Product: C-type lectin domain family 5 member A-like
Exons: 7
Coding region: 13-720 (235 amino acids)
Source: RefSeq, a predicted model, not a curated record
GCAGCAACAAGUAUGGCAGAAAAUGUCCUUUAUGCUGACCUGAACUUGCCUGAACCAACUAGACCCAGAAUCCUAAUGCUCCCUGAUGUCCAAGGCUCAGGUUGUACCUAUGCAGAAGUGAAAGUGAAAGCCCAAGACCCAAAUGCUGCAGCAAACUGCAAAUCAGCAGGUAAAAGCCAUUGUUCCAGAAAACAUGUCGCUAUAUUGGUGGUGAUAAUCCUCAUACUGGUCCUGGCAGUAUAUUUAGUAAUCACAUAUGGUCCAACUGCAAACAGCCAACAGGACUUAACAACAACCAUCCCUGAAGAGGCACUAGGCUGCCCCCCACCAUGGAAAAAACAUGGGAGAAAAUGCUACUUCUUUUCUCCAGAGGUGAAACCAAAGGACUGGAAUGCCUCCCGUGCAGAAUGCACUGCCAUGGGCUCAGACCUGGUGGUCAUUGACAGCAGGGAAGAGCUGAGAUACCUGCACUCACUAUCAAGACAUAACUACUACUUACUUGGUCUCACAUACUCUCAAGAAGAGCAGAAGUGGAAGUGGAUCAACAACGUGGAACAUGACCCAGCCAUGUUCAGUCUAAGCAGAAAUUAUAAUGACUAUCACUGCACGGUCGUUGGAUUUGGUGAAGUACAUACUGAAAAUUGUGGUGGAUCCUCAACAACACAAAAUAUGUGCGAAAAAGCUGCAACAAUGACAAAAAGGCAUCAGAAGGAGAGCUAAAAACAAGAGGUCCAGGCUGAUAUGUUAUGCCCAGCUUCCUGUAGGAAUUGUGGAUGGGAUGUCUCAUUUCUCUAUAUCUGCCCAGUCUCUGCUCCCAGGCUCUCCUGCAGCCUCUCUCCAGACUCAGGGCUGAGCUCAGCUCACCCUUUCCCUGAUGGUGUCUGAGCCUGGGUGGAUCCCCUCUGGAAGAGCUGGCACUGGCACACAGGAGGAGUCUGGGAUUAAUUAUCUCAUGCCAGAGGUGGCACUCUCAGGCAGGCACUGCCAAGGGAGAGGAGUCCAGCCUGGGGACAGGGGUGAUCCCAAACAGAUCCUGACUCUGCAAGUCACAUCCAUCCACAGCCCCGUGUUCCCAGCCCUGCCUGGGCACAAGGAGACCCUUCCACCCCGGCCACAGCCUAGCCUUGCCUGCAGCCACAAGGGAAGGGCAGCACAGAUUUCUGGCUGGGAUCCUCUAGGGAAGGGCAACCCCGGAGCCUGCGAGGAGAUUGGGAAUCAGCCCAAGCGAAAGGAUCCUACAGCAGCACAGCUCUGGGCAUAAAAUCAGCUCCAGUCCUGUGUGGGGAAGGGAAGGAAUGUCAGAUCUGGGAUCUGCUGGGGAGGGCAUAGGAUGGAGACCAGCAGAAACUGCAAGGCCUGGAGAACAGAAUCCCAACAGCAGCUGAUCUGGGCAGAAAACAGGACAAUGAAACCCAUAGUGACCUGUGAAGGAGCUGGUGAGAAGCAUGAGAGUGACCCACACUCUCAUGCUUCUCACCAGCAACAUGGGAAUGGCAACAUGGUGCUCUGACCUCUUUUCACUGGAGAUUGAUCACAGAAGGAAAUGAUGCCUGAAGGCUUUUCCUGCUCAGAAAUGUUCAAGCCAACAGCAGAAAUAUCUGGCAUCAGGAAAACAGAGUUGUGUUAAGAAACAGGGAAUGUAACCAAAGCUCUGCCCAUGUUCUUUAGGGGCUCUUGGGAUCCUGGGCCUUGUGUGACUCCAAGAAUAUUUCUUCUUGCUGUGUCCUUUAGGCAGAAUCAUUGCUCCUUUAUUGGUGCUGUUCAAGGCUCUCUCCUUCAGCUGCAGGGUGGAGAAAGCUCUGUGAAGUCCUUGAAGAAGUGACACUGAUACUCUUGGAAAAAAUUGCUCAAUCAAAAAAUCCAUAUACAAAAAAUCCAAUGUUGUGGCCAUUGGAAGGGAAAAUGGAAUCCUACAGGAAAAACUGUCUCUUUCUAAACUGAAAGCACAUUUUGACAUCCCUCACAGCAGCCAUCCUCCUCACUGACUGCUCACAUCAAGAUGUUUUGGAAACGUAUUUGCAGUUCUUUCCCUGACUUUCCAUCCCCGUUGCGGUGUGUUGUCACGGUGUGCCUCAGUUCCCCUGGUUUCUCCCUGAAGUUUCCUUCCCCAGGUGGUGUGUCAAUCACCUCUCCUUUCCCCACCCUUGACCCCUGCUGGGCAUUGUCUAUCAGCCCAGCAAUUCCAAGGGGAGCGUCAAGUGAUUGGCAGGUUCAAAGGAUGCUCUCCACCCCCUGGGGGGCAUUGGCCCACCCAGGUGUCCCUCUCAUCUGAGACCCCCUCCUCCCCCUGUACCUGGUUGGCGGUCCCUGUGUUCCCUCCCCUCGCCCUCUCCCCGGCUAAAAAGGCAAGCACACCACGCUGUCGGGAGUUCUGUUGGAGUUGUUGCAGGGUUCAGAGGCCAUGCGGCCCAAAAUAAAAACCCUGGGUUAAAAACUCUC